This is a messenger RNA of Mollisia scopiformis, 1102 nucleotides long. Its product is annotated as hydrolase. Bases 1 to 1095 code for a protein of 364 amino acids. The record is from RefSeq and is a predicted model, not a curated record. Gene Ontology annotation, molecular function: hydrolase activity, acting on carbon-nitrogen (but not peptide) bonds. Lineage: Eukaryota; Fungi; Ascomycota; Leotiomycetes; Helotiales; Mollisiaceae. The transcript has a single exon.
AUGUCCCAAAAGAAGACGGUGAUUAUCAACGGGCUCGUCUUCGAUGGUCAUGAGCUCCAUCAAAAUCUCGCCGUCGCCAUCGAGAAUGGCGUUAUCAGCAAUCUGGGCAAUGUGCCAGAUACAUCCUACACCACCAUCAUAGACGCAACCGGACAGACACUUCUCCCAGGCCUCAUCGACGCUCACGUUCACCUUACCGCCGACCUCGAGAACACCUGUCACCUCCUCACACAAAUGGCAAGAGCCGGCAUCACCACCGCACUGGACAUGGGAUAUCUGCCCAAGCCAAUCCGGGACGCUGUUCGAGACCAGCCAGGAAUGACGGACAUCCGCGCAGCAGGGAACUAUGCAACCAGCACUGGCAGCACACACAGCCGAUUCCCCCACAUUUCGAAAGAAAGCCUUGUGGAUAGCUCCGAGCUGGCAAUCAGCUUUGUUCAAACAAGGAUAGCGGAGGAUGCUGAGUAUAUCAAGAUCGUGGCGGAUAUUCCAGGACCGAGUCAGGAGGUGGUGGAUACUCUCGCCGCGGAAGCACGAAAGGCUGGGAAAUUGAGCGUCGCUCAUGCGGCGAGGAAGGGAUCGUUUGCUAUGGCACAGGAGGGGAAGGUUGAUAUCGUCACUCAUGUCCCACUUGAUUUCCCGCUCGAUGAGGAUGAGGCGAAGAAGAUGAAGGACGAAGGGCGUGUUUGUGUUCCAACGCUGAUCAUGGAGCAAGGAUUAGCUAAGGCUGGAAUCUUUCCGGGUUUGGACUAUACUGCUGCAAGAGAGUCCGUGAGUCGGCUUCAUAAGGCGGGUGUGAGUAUUGUGGUAGGGACGGAUGCGAAUCAGUCUCCUAGAGCGGGUGUCAGGCAUGGUGAUGCUAUUCAUGAAGAGUUGAAACUUCUUGUUGAUGCUGGGAUGUCCAAUUUGGAGGUGUUGAGAGGCGCGACGAGUGCAUCGGCAGAGGCUUUUAGGCUUUAUGAUAGAGGUGUCAUCGCUGUUGGAAAACGAGCUGAUCUGGUGCUUGUGAAUGGGAAUCCGGCGGAGAGCAUUGGAUGUACGAAGGAUAUGGUGAGAGUAUGGAUUCACGGGGAAGAAGUCAAGACCAGGGAUUGAAGGUUGG